AUGCCCCAGCAUCCUGAUGCCCCUGACAUGCAGUAUGUCCCCCAGCAGCAGAGGAUCCAAACGAGCUCAACGCUGACCAUGGCCAUGCGAGCACAGAAGAUGGGGUGUGCUUGGCUUUGCCUGCUGCUCUCCCUCCUCUUCCAGCUGCCGGGCUCCCAGGCCAAAUGCUACUUCCAAGCUAAAGCUCCCUGCGAGUACGAGGGGAAGCAGUUCUCCCUUGGGGAGUCGUGGCUGAGCACCAACUGCCUGCUCUGUACCUGCCUGCACCCCGUCGGCGUGGGCUGCUGCGAGACUACCCAGCACCCCAUUGACUUCCCUGACUGGUGUGAAGCCCACUAUGACUCACAGACGUGCCAGAUCUCGGUGGUGCAGAAGGCCAACCCCAGCCUGCCCUGUGUGAAGAGCCUGGAGCAUGAGUGGGGCUCACCCGGCACCCCCGAGCCGCUCAUCAACAAGGUGCUGGGUGCAAGACUGAGCAGAUAA
This is a messenger RNA of Melopsittacus undulatus (budgerigar), 483 nucleotides long. RefSeq names its product microseminoprotein, prostate associated (gene MSMP). The record is from RefSeq and is a predicted model, not a curated record. The coding region runs from base 1 to 483 and encodes 160 amino acids. The transcript has 4 exons. Lineage: Eukaryota; Metazoa; Chordata; Aves; Psittaciformes; Psittaculidae. Gene Ontology annotation, cellular component: cytoplasm.